Molecule: messenger RNA, 948 nt
Organism: Phragmites australis (common reed)
Lineage: Eukaryota; Viridiplantae; Streptophyta; Magnoliopsida; Poales; Poaceae
Product: methyl-CpG-binding domain-containing protein 4-like
Exons: 2
Coding region: 151-717 (188 amino acids)
Molecular function (GO): zinc ion binding; DNA binding
Source: RefSeq, a predicted model, not a curated record
UCGGGCACUUCCGUCCCUCUUUAACCUCUUAUCACCCGGACCACCGACCGCGAUCUCCCCUGAUCCCCUCCCAAGUCCCAACACCCUCCAUCACCCUAUACAGCAUCGACGCCAUCGCCGGUGGCUCCUCCGGCCUACCUCGCCGCCGGCAUGGCCUCCUCGCCAGCGCCGGGUUCGCCCCCCUCCAUCGGCUCCCAGAGAAAACGAGGUUCCACCAAAGAUUCUGUUGGCUUGUAUGCGGUCCAAUGUUGUGAAUGUUACAAGUGGCGUAUGAUUCCAACUAAAGAAGAAUUUGAGACAAUUCGUGAGAACUUCACUGAGGAACCGUGGUUCUGCAGUAGAAGACGAGACUGUUCCUGUGAAGAGCCUGCUGACAUUGAGUAUGACAGAAGCCGCAUCUGGGUCAUCGACAAGCCCAACAUACCAAAGCCUCCACCAGAAACUGAGAGAUUAGUGGUUAUGAGGCGUGAUUACUCUAAAAUGGAUACCUACUAUGUCAUGCCAAAUGGGAAGCGUGCAAGGUGUGCUGGGGAUGUAGAUAAGUUUCUGGAGGCACAUCCAGAGUACAAAGAUCGCAUAUCAGUUUCAAGCUUCAGCUUUGCACCUCCCAAGAUUGUUGAGGAGACUGUUUCUCACAACUCUGCGUGGAAGGCUGCCAAGGCCAAGAAGCAGGACAAGGCAGACGCUUCAAGUGGACAAAAGGGAUCAAAACUCUAAACCGUGCCUGCUCUAUGUUUAGGUGAUCAUCAUGCAUUCCUACCUACCUCUACUUAAGUCUGUUUUAUUGUAGCGACUUUGCUCUGUGUGCUCUGAUGCACCUGAACCUCUUCCUCUGAUGUGUCAAUUCCCGGGAAAACUCUGAGAUGGUUGAUAAGUGCUGUAGGACUGUAGUUAUUUCCCUAAUUAACAGCUUGUGCUAUAGGCAUCCGUCAGUUAUGUGCUUCCUUA